UCAAACGCAUCACAAUGCUCUUGAGCCACACUGCCCCCAACCGCUGGGAGACGGGAGUUGCAGCUGUGGGGAAGCGGCGGCGGUGCCGGCGGCUGGAGGGGAUGCUACGAAAGAAAGGCAAGAGCAGGGAAGCGUUAGCGCGCUUACCCUCCCAGCAGAUUUGUGGACCAGAAGACUACAGGAAAAUUGCAAAUGAGGUUUCCAACAAAAUUCUUAUGUAUGUGAGAGAUACAUCAGGAUGGAAAGAAUUAAAGCGCGAUAAAAAUGUUACAGUGUCAGCAAAGCCUUCCAACGACUUUGCAGGACUCAUAUACCGUGUUGAAGCGGUUUUAGAUAUACCAGCUGCUAAAGUCUUUCCGUUAGUUUACGUUCCUGAGUACCGCUGCAAGUGGGACAAAGGGCUACAGUCGUACCAGCUUAUAGACACAAUUGACAAGGACACUUUCAUUGUUCACAGUAUUACCCACAGUUACGGCAUGGGGAUGAUUUCACCCAGAGAUUUCGUCGUCAUUGUGCAUAUUAAAAGAUACGGUGGAGAGUUUUUGACCACAAACUCUUGCAGUGUGUAUCAUCCAAACUACCCUCCGACUUCCCGUUAUGUUCGUGGUAACAGCUUUCCUUGUGGCUAUGCAUGUUAUCCCAUGCCAGGGAAUCCAAACCAGUGCAUGUUUAUGGCAAUUCUCCAGGUGGACUUAGGAGGAGUCUUGCGACCUUCAUUGGUAGAUUCAGUCAUGCCUGUUAGCCUCAUAAACCUAAUCACAGAUAUCAAAACUGGUAUUAAGACACUAAAGCUUUAAAGACACAAAAGCAAAAUACCCCCAUACAGUCCUACCGGGGUGGAAGGGAAGAUGUUCUUCGUUAACACAUAUGCAUCUGUCACUGGAGUCUGGUUUAAUUUAAAGGCUCAUAUGUCACCAGCUUGCUCUAA
Molecule: messenger RNA, 928 nt
Organism: Hemicordylus capensis (graceful crag lizard)
Lineage: Eukaryota; Metazoa; Chordata; Lepidosauria; Squamata; Cordylidae
Product: stAR-related lipid transfer protein 6-like
Exons: 7
Coding region: 15-797 (260 amino acids)
Molecular function (GO): lipid binding
Source: RefSeq, a predicted model, not a curated record